CUGAUCAGCAUCCUUGGCUCCACCAUAACAGCCAUUUUGUGUUAGGCUAAAGAAACACUCUCUCUUGCUCUCUAUACACAUCCCCACCUCAUUUAACCCUCCCCUCGUAUAAACUUGACGUAGCUUGCUCUCCCCCCUCCUGACGCGCCACUGCGUACCAGGCCCUGCAAAACCAGACUCUCUCAGUCUGACGGUCUUGCCAGGGGGGGCUCCACCUGCAUUGAUGUUGCUGAACUAGGGAGAGGCUGGGAGCCUAUAGGAAAAAAUAAAAGACUUGGAGAGGAAGAACACGGUGGAUCCGAGAAGCAGGCUCGAUGGAAUAACUUACUGCUGUCUACAAUCUCAACAGGACAUCGCUAUAAGGAAUCAGGUGGUCUCUGAUUCCUGGCUGGGCUUUGUCCCAUCAAUUCCUGUGUAGUACAGAACACCAACACUCAGACAUCAUGGCAGCUGCCUCGGUGAAAGUAGCUGUGAGGGUCCGUCCCUUCAAUUCCCGAGAGAUUGGAAAAGAGAGCAAGUGUAUCAUCCAGAUGUCAGGCAACACUACCACAAUAGUAAACCCAAAACAGCCAAAGGACAACAAAAGCUUCAACUUUGACUAUUCCUAUUGGUCACACACAACUCCAGAAGAUAUCAACUAUGCAUGUCAGAUGCAGGUGUAUAAAGACAUUGGGGAGGAAAUGCUUCUGCAUGCUUUUGAGGGAUAUAAUGUGUGUAUCUUUGCCUAUGGGCAAACUGGCGCAGGAAAGUCAUAUACCAUGAUGGGAAAGCAAGAGAAAGACCAAGAGGGGAUCAUCCCAUUGCUAUGUGAGGAUCUGUUUACCAAGAUCAAUGACAAUAAUGACAAUAGCAUGUCAUACUCAGUUGAGGUUAGCUAUAUGGAGAUCUACUGUGAGCGUGUUCGAGAUCUGCUGAACCCAAAGAACAAAGGGAACCUGCGUGUGCGAGAGCAUCCGCUAAUGGGACCGUAUGUGGAGGACUUAUCUAAACUAGCCGUAACUUCUUACAAUGACAUCCAGGACCUGAUGGACUCUGGCAACAAAGCCAGGACUGUGGCAGCCACCAACAUGAACGAGACAAGCAGCCGUUCCCAUGCAGUUUUCAACAUCAUCUUCACACAGAAACGGCAUGACAGCGAGUCAGAAAACACCUCUGAAAAGGUCAGCAAAAUCAGCCUCGUCGACUUGGCAGGAAGCGAGAGGGCUGAUUCUACUGGAGCUAAAGGCACUAGACUGAAGGAAGGAGCUAAUAUCAACAAAUCCUUAACAACACUGGGCAAAGUUAUCUCUGGUUUAGCUGAGAUGGACUCUGCACCAAACAAGAACAAAAAGAAGAAGAAGGUUGAGAGCUUUAUUCCAUACAGAGAUUCAGUUUUGACAUGGCUGCUGAGGGAAAACCUUGGAGGUAACUCGCGUACUGCAAUGAUAGCAGCUCUAAGUCCUGCCGAUAUAAACUAUGAUGAAACUCUCAGUACUCUCAGGUACGCUGACCGUGCCAAGCAGAUCCGAUGCAACGCUGUCAUCAACGAAGAUCCCAACAACCGCCUGGUGCGUGAACUAAAGGAAGAAGUGGCUCGUCUGAAGGAUCUACUCUAUUCUCAGGGUCUUGGAGACAUCAUUGAGACAUAUCGGACAGCAGGUCCUGGGAUAGCUGCCCUUAAAUUUAUUCCCAAUUCUUGGCGAGACUUGUGCAAAUACAAGCCUAAUAUCAAUAGCAUCCAGGCUGCCAAUCAAAAGGGUGAUUUCUCCACAGUGACCAAUGCCAUGACAGGAAUGAGCCCGUCUCCCUCUCUCACCGCCCUGUCCAGCCGAGCUGGCUCCAUCAGCAGCCUGCACGACCGGAUCAUGUUCAGCCCCGGAAGUGAGGAAGCCAUUGAGAGGCUGAAGGAAACUGAGAAGAUAAUUGCAGAACUCAAUGAAACUUGGGAAGAGAAGCUUCGCCGCACAGAGGCUAUUAGGAUGGAAAGGGAAGCACUUUUGGCUGAAAUGGGUGUGGCGAUGAGAGAAGAUGGAGGAACAGUUGGAGUCUUUUCUCCAAAGAAGACGCCUCACUUGGUCAAUCUAAAUGAAGAUCCACUGAUGUCUGAAUGCUUGUUGUACUACAUUAAAGAUGGAAUCACCAAGGUCGGCCGUGAGGAUGCCAGCAGUCGGCAGGACAUUGUCCUGAGCGGUCACUUCAUCAAAGACGAGCACUGUAUCUUCACAAGUAGCACAAAUGCCUCGGGAGAGGGAACGGUGGUAUUGGAGCCCUGUGAAGGAGCUGAGACUUAUGUUAAUGGCAAGAGAGUGACAGAGCCUAUUGUUCUCAGAUCAGGUAACCGUAUCAUCAUGGGCAAGAGCCACGUGUUCCGUUUCAAUGAUCCAGAGCAAGCACGGCAAGAGAGGGAGAGAACCCCGUGUGCAGAAACACCUGUGGAGCCGGUGGACUGGGCCUUCGCCCAGAGAGAACUACUGGAUAAACAAGGGAUUGAUAUGAAGCAAGAGAUGGAGCAGAGAUUACAGGAGCUUGAGGAACAGUACCGCAAGGAGAGAGAAGAGGCGAGCAACCUUCUGGAACAACAGAGACUGGACUACGAGAGAAAGCUGGAAGCUCUUCAGAGGCAGGUUGACUCCAGAUAUUACCCAGAAACCACGGAGGAAGAAGAGGAACCAGAAGAGGAAGUGCCGUGGACAAACCGAGAGACAGAACUGGCCCUCUGGGCUUUCCGUAAAUGGCGAUUCUACCAGUUCACCUCGCUCAGAGACAUGCUCUGGGGAAAUGCAAUUUUCCUCAAAGAGGCUAAUGCCAUUAGCGUAGAGCUGAAGAAAAAGGUUCAAUUUCAGUUUGUGUUGUUAACGGACACACUGUACUCCCCGCUGGCCCCUGACCUCCUGCCUCCCAGCAUAGCCAAAGACAGGGAGAAAAGACUGUUCCCUCGCACCAUCGUAGCCGUAGAGGUUCAGGACCAGAAAAAUGGUGCCACACACUACUGGACCCUAGAGAAACUCAGACAAAGACUGGAUUUGAUGAGGGAAAUGUAUGACCGAGCAGCGGAGGUGCCCAGUACUGCAGUUGAGGAAUGUGACCACAUGAUGUCUGGCGGUGACCCCUUCUAUGACCGCUUCCCAUGGUUCCGCCUGGUUGGCCGCACUCCCAUUCUCAACACAUGCAUGAGAGAGCGCAUGAGCGACCCCACCCUCUCCCCCACCCUCUCUGAUCCCGACUCUGACAUAACCGAGCUCGCCGAUGAGCGGCAUUAUGGGAAAGUGGAGGUGGAGGAGUUGGAGGACCUGGACGAUGAGCUCUUUUUGGAGGACCUGGGCUCAGAGCUUGGGAGAGAGGAGGAGGAGGAGGAAGGUGUGAGGGAACACUGCCCAGGUGCCAGCCAUGGCCAGGACCCCUUUUACGACCGCUGGCCUCUGUUCAGUUUAGUGGGCAGGGCGUUUGUGUAUCUGAGUAACCUGCUGUAUCCUGUGCCCCUGGUGCACCGUGUGGCCAUUGUGAGUGAGAAGGGCGAGGUCAAGGGCUUCCUCCGAGUGGCAGUUCAAGCUAUUUCUGCUGAUGAAGAAGCUCCCGAUUAUGGUUCAGGUGUGCGACAAUCAGGAACCGCCAAGAUCUCAUUUGAGGAUCAACAGUUUGAGAAGUUCCAGACAGAGUCAUGCAGUGGUGGGCUGACUUACACAAGCACAUCUCAAGAGGAGCUGCGCAUUGUAGAAGGAGAAGGACAAAGCUCAGACAUGGGACUCAAUGCUGAUGAGGUCAACAACAACAACUGUGCAGCCUCUCCUGAUGUUCCUAACAGUCCUCUGAAGGACAGUCUCGAGUGUCCUUUCGAUGUGACUCAGGACAAAACUUUACAGCACUUAAAGAUUGGCAGCAACUUCACCUUCAGAGUCACAGUUCUCCAGGCCUCCAGCAUCUCAGCUGAGUAUGCAGACAUCUUCUGCCAGUUCAACUUUAUUCACAGGCACGACGAGGCGUUUUCCACUGAACCCUUGAAGAACACGGGCAGAGGGCCUCCUCUGGGAUUCUACCAUGUGCAAAAUAUAACCGUGGAGGUCACCAAGUCCUUUGUGGAAUACAUAAAAAGUCAGCCAAUCGUUUUUGAGGUAUUCGGACACUACCAAAAACAGCCCUUCCCUGCUCUGUGUAAAGACUUAAUCAGUUCAUUACGUCCAACAAGAAGGCAUUUUCCCAGAGUUAUGCCUUUGUCAAAGCCAGUGCCCGCCACUAAACUGAGCACCCUGAGACGCUCCACCGCCGGCCCCUGUCACUCCAAAUACGACCUUAUGACCUUUUUUGAGAUCUGCGAGCUGGAAGCCAAUGGAGACUACAUCCCAGCUGUUGUUGAUCACAGGGGUGGAAUGCCCUGCCAUGGUACAUUCCUGUUGCACCAGGGGAUCCAAAGGAGAAUUACGGUCACUAUAGCCCAUGAAACUGGCAAUGACAUUGAGUGGAAGGAGGUUAAAGAGCUGGUCAUAGGACGCAUCCGUAACACACCCGAGGCGGACGAGACGAUCAUAGAUCCCAACAUCCUGUCUCUCAACAUCCUGUCAUCAGGCUACAUACGGCCAUCUUAUGAUGACAGUGUGUCAUUGGGAAUUGACCAUAGGACAUUUUACCGCUUUGAAGCAGCGUGGGACAGCUCCAUGCACAACUCUCUGCUGCUGAACCGCGUCACCCCCUACGGAGAGAAAAUUUACAUCACUUUAUCUGCUUACCUUGAGAUGGAAAACUGCACCCAGCCCACUGUUAUAACCAAGGACUUCUGCAUGGUCUUCUACUCCAGAGAUGCAAAGCUUCCUGCAUCACGCUCCAUUCGCAACCUCUUCAGCACGGGUGCCUUCAGGCCCUCUGAGAGUAACCGUGUGACCGGAGUGUACGAACUAAGCCUUUGCCAUUUGGCAGACAUUGGAAGUCCUGGUAUGCAAAGGAGACGCAGACGGGUGCUGGACACCUCAGUGGCGUAUGUGCGUGGAGAGGAGAACCUGGCGGGCUGGAGGCCCCGCAGCGACAGCCUCAUCCUGGACCACCAAUGGGAGCUGGAGAAACUCAGCCUACUGCAGGAGGUGGAGAAGACCAGGCAUUAUCUUCUGCUGAGAGAGAAGCUAGAAGCAUCUCUGUUUCUGGGACACGAUUCUUUUUGUGGUAAAGACUUGAUGGAGUCACCUAAGGCCUCCAGCCCCGUGAUGACGAUGAACCCAGUAGUCAGUCUGGGUCUGGACAGUCCCAAUGAGAGACAGAGGGAACUGGCUGCCAAGUGUGUACGACUGCUCAUGCACACGUUCAACAGGCAGUAUAGCCAGGUGAGCAGCAGUCUCAGUGAAAGCAAGCUGUCAGAAAUGUCAGCAUCACUUUUAAGAGAGAGUUCUUCUUCAGCUCUGAGCACUCUGACCCCCUCCUCCACCUGCCCUUCACUGGUGGAUGGUCACUUUGGCAGUCAAGACUUCAGAGGAGCUGAGGCUAACUCUGGUGCCUCAAGCCCUGACCUCGAUCCUUUCAGCCCUGUAGAGAGAAAACUCAGGAGCUGCACCUUUAUCCCAAACAUCCAAGAGGUCCGAGUCAGCCCCAUUGUGUCAAAGAAAGGCUAUCUACAUUUUCUGGAGACACAUACCAACGGCUGGGUGAAGCGUUACAUUGUAGUGCGACGGCCAUAUGUGUACCUGUACCGCAGUGAGAGAGACAACGUGGAGAGAGCCGUCAUUAACCUGUCUUCUGCCCAGGUGGAGUACAGUGAAGAUCAGCAGACCUUGUUGAGGGCUCCUUACACAUUUGCUAUGUGCACCGAGCACCGUAACAUUCUCCUCCAAGCCAGCAAUGACAAAGAGAUGCAUGACUGGCUGUAUGCAUUCAACCCACUGCUGGCAGGAACCAUCAGGUCUAAGCUUUCCAGAAGAAAAUCACAGAUGAGGAUGUGAACUUUUCUCCAGCUUAAAACAUAUACAGUUAGCUAACAGGCCCUUGUGAUGUAAUUAGGUCAUGUGAUCAUGAGUGUCCUAUACCCACCUUAUCUCAGCUGCCUGCCUACCCUAGCACUCCUUUCCAUGCCAACUAUAGACUGUGCGACUGGCUUCACAAAGUGUGUUUAUGUGUGUAUGUCAGGCUCUGUUUAGUCAGUUACAAACCUAAAUUGAAAUAUAUUCAAAUAUUCAACACUCUCCCAACAUUGCUCAAAACUAGAAUGGCAAAACAGCAUUUAGACAUGACCCCACUCCUAAGUGUUAUAGCAUUCAUUUGUAAAUGCGACACAAUGCUCUUUUUGUGCUCUUCUGUGCUUUUGCAGAGUAGAUGUCAAGCGCUUUUACCUGGGCUUUAGUAGAUGCUUCUUGUUUUAUAGUUUUGGCCACAGUCUUUUUCAAGGGAUGCAGAGCUUAUUUCGAGGGAACUUUUUUGCGUUUUAGAUGAUUGCCAAUAAUUCAAUUGCAGGGAAAUGCAACUGAACUUGGUAAUUGUCUGUUACAUCAACCCGAAAUCAACAUUGGAAAACUACUAACUUUCUACCAUACUGACAUUUAUUUUUGUCUCUUUAUUUUCAUCUGUAAUGUCUUUUUAACAUUACAUUAUGUUUACUUAUUUAUUAAGCAUUAUAUGUUUUAUAAACAUAAUUGAUUUAUCGAGAGGUCGCUAUAGCGUGUUACUUUUAAUUUUUCACCUUGCACUUUUGAUACCAAGCUUUGGUUGUUUCGCAGAUUUGUUUAGUUAAUUUGCACGAGAGCUCUGGUGCUACAGAGAAUCUCCACUGCUUUAAUGUUUCUUUUCUGUUACUCAUACACAGAAACACCGUCAGAGCACUUUUAACCUUUAGAUGUGGGAGAUUAGAUUUAGAUUUUAUCACAAUUCUUAACAAACUGUUGUGCAGGAGGCCCAUGUUCAUGAGAAUACUGUAUCUUUAUUGCCUUGUUCCUCUUUUGUAGCUGCUAUGGUAUGUUCAGGUCAUCCUGGCCUUAAUGUUAUGAUAGAAUAUCUGUAUUGAAGCCAGGAUCUCUCUCUUGGUAUGUGAUGGCAAUGAGAUGUCUUAAAAGAAGAGAUCCAGUGUUACAAUAUAUAACCAGAAGUUUAUACAUUUCUGUUUAAUCACCGUCAGCUCAGCUAAAUGGUCGCUCAUUUGUUUUAGUUUUUUUUAGAUGCCUUUAUUAUAGCAUACCCAUACAGUACAUGUUGAAAGAAUCCCUUGUUUUAUCCACAUUUUGCCUUGUGACUAUAAAGAGAGAGUAUACCUAGAAAAACAUUUCCUAUCAGGCCAUUCAAAUGAUAGGCAGAAGUAAAACUAGAGACCAAAAACACAAUAACGUAUGUUGAUCAAUUCAGAAAUCUGCUGUAUGAUCUGAGCUCAUGCUAGUGGUCAGUCAACCAUUCAGUAUGUUGCUCAUGCCGUAUGUUGCACUUUUUAAGAUCCUGUUGUGGGAGAAAUGAUGUUUUGUGCCAUGGGCUAGCCAACCCAAAGAGCACAAAUGUAGCAGUGAUACUGAGUUAUCUGAACAUACGUAAGAGUCAUCGUGUCUUUGCAUUUCUGGUCUUUACCCUGCAAGCAGCAGUAUAAAUAUACCUUGAUAAUACAUUCAAUGAAACAGAUGUAAAUCUAAGUGUCUUCACAUUAUAUUAACAGGUAUACCUCUCAGUACCCCGAUUCAGAUUUGUAUUCAUUUUGUCUUUAAUAAUGCUAUGAAUAUGAUAGCAUGCUGUACAUAUUUAUUCCGCUUUUAGAUGAAAUGUAUCAAAUGUAUACCUCCAUACAGUACAAGAGUAGCAAUGACAUUAAAAAAUAGUUCCGUUGUAUCAUUUUAGCGAAAUAAAGGAAUACAGUCAACUAUAAGCAUGUAGUGUUUGCAAACCCUCGGAUUUGACACAUGCAAUGCAACAAGACAUAUUGCAGUCCAAUGAGAUUUAUAGGGUUUGUAGUUCAAAUGCGUCUCUCACUCUAUGGAUCUUUUGUGUUUCUUUCCAAGCAUCCCUUUGAAUAGACACCUGUCAUCCAUCCAAAUAUUCCAAAUUUACAGAGGAUCUCAAUAUAAACUAAGUGUAUUUACUGUAAUUGCUUCUAUAUUUUUGUUGAUUUGCUCUGUAUAUAAACCUGUGGUCUAGCACACAGCUGUAACCACUUUAUACCAUAAUGAAUGGGCUGUAGUGUACUCAGUGCUCAAGUUCUUUGAGUGUUGGACCUGUGUCUUCUAAUGUCUGUGGACACUUAACACUUUGUCGGCUGUGAAAUAAAUGUGAAAUAUGCGCAACCUUG
Triplophysa rosa is the source of this 8212-nucleotide messenger RNA. RefSeq names its product kinesin family member 1Ab (gene kif1ab). The transcript has 49 exons. The coding region runs from base 444 to 5897 and encodes 1817 amino acids. NCBI's taxonomy places the organism in Eukaryota, Metazoa, Chordata, Actinopteri, Cypriniformes, Nemacheilidae. Gene Ontology annotation, molecular function: microtubule motor activity; ATP binding; microtubule binding. Gene Ontology annotation, biological process: microtubule-based movement. The record is from RefSeq and is a predicted model, not a curated record.